AUGGAAACCGCGGCCGAGAUGAGUCCCGUUCUGCACGAGAAGCUCAGCGACGUAUUGAACAGAUACGACGCGCUGGAGGCCAUUCUCGUGUGCACUUCGGAAGGUGUCCCGCUCCUCAAAGUGGCGGCGGACGACACGUCGGAGCUGUCGUACGAGUACACGGAGACAGUGCUGCCCACGGUCUUUGCUGGGGCGGCCGAGCAGGUUGGAAAGCUCAAGUUUGGGGCUGUGCAGAGCGUCACGGCCUUCUUCGACGACGUCGUGCUGAUCCACGUCAACCAUGCGCCGCUGGUGAUUACGCUCGUGGCGCCCAACUCGCCGCAGAUCGGAGCGCUCCACGCUUUGGCGAGCGAACUGCGCUCGGCACUCACGCCGCUCAAACGGUGUGUGGAAAGCGCGGACGUGCACUGA
Molecule: messenger RNA, 411 nt
Organism: Hyaloperonospora brassicae
Lineage: Eukaryota; Oomycota; Peronosporomycetes; Peronosporales; Peronosporaceae
Source: the annotation of a GenBank genome assembly